GCUGUGAACAUGGAGAAAGUGGUCGUGCUUUGUCUGCUGUUGGUGGAGCUCAGCUCUUCUGUUACUCAAGAAACACAGAUAUACUUCAAAGAGGGCAACAGUCUGACGUUGGACUUGAGGUCUUUUCCUUCCAAAAGUAUCACCAGCAUCCUCUGGACGUGUAACGGUGAUUUGCUGGUAGAUUGUUGUGAAAGUAUGUAUUACCUCACAUACAAAGGAACAGCCACCCUGGAUAUACACACCGGACGUUUGAUGAUCAAGAACAUGACCAAAGCUGACGAGGGUGUUUAUUCAGUGGAGAUUAACAACAAGGUCCAAGGUGAGACAUAUACAGCUGUAAUGAUCAAACACGUUCCCAAGCCGCAAGUGAGGGUCUCCCCUCUGACAUGCAGAGGCCCUUGUAAGCUGACCUGUGAGGGGGACACCACCGGGGCCGGACCUGUCACCUACAGCUGGAAGACGGGGGACGGAGAGUGGAAGGAGUUGCAGAAGGACAUCAUGGAGGAAGAGCAUGGACACGUGCAAACCUUCACCUGCAGGAUGAAGAACCCAUUAAGUGAGGAAGAAAGCCCUGCCCGCACGAUUCUCUUCCUACCAGGAAAACCAGCUGACUCUGGACUCUGGAUCAAAGUGUUAGGGGCUGUGAUCAAAUCCCUGGCUGUCCUCGCCCUGCUGGGGGCCAUGGUGUAUGCGUUGUGGAGGAACCAAGAGACUCUCAGGGAACUGCUGUCUCCAUGCCAGAGCAAGAAUAGUGAUUAUGUAAAUGAAGCUUAAAGACGAUGUUCACUUUGAGCAUUGAUAAAGCAAGUCAUUGAACAUUGAACUUAAUCUUCCCUGAAGCCUUUGUCAUUUGAAUAGAGAUUUGUUCAAGUCAGGUCUGCUUUGAUAUGGUGUUUCUGAUAUUUCCCCCUGCAUUCUAUGCAUGGACAUCAUCCUUUAUACCCUGAGACGGAGGGGGUACAGACAGAUAAAGGCAACAUGCAAUCAGCUUAUGGUGGAAAUGUUCCUGACCUAGUUUUUAAAGCAUUAUAGAAAUCAAAUCAAACAUGAAAGUAAAUGCAAUUAUGGUUGUGAAGUCUUAAAGUCAAAUAUGUUAUAACAUACUGUUUAUCUUCUACUUGUUUUGACUUUUGACUUUUGACUUGACCAGGAACGCAGAUGAAAUAAAUGCAAUGUUGGUUAAAACAAAAACAACACAUGUGUAAAAUAAAAGGUUAUUACAUUC
Molecule: messenger RNA, 1225 nt
Organism: Trematomus bernacchii (emerald rockcod)
Lineage: Eukaryota; Metazoa; Chordata; Actinopteri; Perciformes; Nototheniidae
Exons: 1
Coding region: 10-774 (254 amino acids)
Source: RefSeq, a predicted model, not a curated record